CAAUGAAAAAUGAAUGAAAUGGAAUGAAUGAGAAAAAUAAAUCAAUAGAUGAGAUAAAAUGCGAUGAAUGAAGUAUCGAAUGUAAUCAGUCUUCGGGCACAGAUAAAGACCACGAAGACAUAGACAUUCCUCUCACGACUCUCAAAAUACUGACCGUUUACAGUUUUCAAAUUGAGAAGUUUCAGGUCUUUUUUUAUUCUUGAAUGAAGAACAUAAGAACAUUUUUUUAACUUUUUGGGGUAUUUUUACGUAUGCCCAUCAGCCUAUGGGUAAUUGGACACGGGUAGAUAAGAUGAGGGCCUCUGCCGCAGAAUAAAUAUUCAAACACAUCAGCACAGUCUCCACCAAAUUGUUUUGCUAUUCAAAAUGGGUUAGGAGAUCAAGUAAAUUUGGAAAUUGCGGAGAUAACGGAGAUGUGGUACAGGAUGAAGGCUAAUUUGAAAACUCCGCCGGCCCAGUUACUACGUUACUGAUUGGCUUUUGGAAAAUAAAAAUUAUCGUUGGAAUUGUAAAUUAUGCUGAAAUAAUUUGCACAGACUAGGGCAUGGAUAUAUGUAAAUAUUUUUAAAUUACAAAUCUAAAACAUAAUUUUAUAGUUAAAUAGCUUUUCUCUAUAAAGUUAACUACUUAACGUACAUUCGAAGUUUCGAACUUUAUUUCACAGUAACAUUUUUAAAAUUGGAGCCUGGGGAAUGCCUACUUCUCAUUGGUCGAGAGCCAGACAGACGACAGAUCGCAAAUUAACAACAACAAACUUGUCACUGUUUUUUUCUGACGACAUCAAAGAUGGCCACUGGUUUUCAAAGAAACUCUUUUCCUAGUAAACAAAAAUAUUUCAAAAAUCAUUUUGAAGAAAAACCAAAACCACAGUUAAAUUUCAAAGAAAAGAUUACAAAUGAUUCGAAACCAUUUCGUCACAAACUCAAAGAGAAGCCUCAUUGUUUAAAUCCGCUGUCAAUGCAACAGCGAGACAGACAUCCAUACGAAUUUGAAUUGAAGAAAUUUUCUCCAGAUUCAAAAUUUUUAAAAAUCAAACAUGAAGUGCCAAAUUUCGAACCUGUUUCUUCGACUCCUUUAAUCAUGGUUGAUACAACAGAAGCUUUCGAAUACCUUUUGCAAGAUUUGCUAUCACAGACGGUGAUAGGUGUUGAUCUUGAGCAUCAUAGUGACAGAUCAUAUCGAGGUAUUACUUGCUUGAUGCAAAUUUCAACAAACAAGACCGACUACAUUAUUGACACACUUAAAUUGUGGGACCACUUACAGCCACUGAAUAAAGUAUUCUGUGAUCCACACAUUGUUAAGAUAUUCCAAGGAGCUGACAGUGAUGUCAUCUGGCUUCAACGGGAUUUUGGGAUUUAUGUUGUCAAUCUUUUUGACACGUUGCAAGCUGCAUCCCUCCUUGGAUUUGAAAAGAAGGGCUUGUCUUUUCUUCUUCAGCACUACUGCCAAGUCCAUGUCAACAAAAAAUACCAACUCGCAGACUGGCGAAUUCGUCCCUUGCCUCAGGAAAUGGUGAAGUACGCCCGAGAAGACACGCACUACCUGAUCUAUAUCUACGAAAGGAUGAAACAAGAUCUCUAUUCACGUCAUUGCCUUGGGGAUGUGAAAAUAACACCCGAAAUGAAGAAAGGAGCGCCCGAAGAGUCAAAAGACAGGAAGCCCAAGAGCAAAUCAAGUCAAAUCACACCGGUAAACGAAAAGGGCGUCAACCAGAUCUUACAAGUGUGGAACAAUAGCCGAUCUGUCUGCCUGAAACAAUACAGGAUUCAAACAUUGGAGGAAAUGUACUCGAAAUUUUACGGCAGCUUGAAUAAAGAAGGAAAAAAGUUCAACAAUCAGCAGUCGUACGCCCUUCAAGAAAUCUUUUCCUGGAGAGAUCGAGUGGCCCGCGAACUGGAUGAGAGUCCCCAUUAUGUAAUGACGAAGUUUAAUAUGCUGAAUAUUAUCAGUCAGCUUCACAACCAGCCGGAAAACAUCCUGCAACCCAUUUCUCGUCACCGUUUCGUCCAUCAGCAUUUACCGCAACUGCACGAGGUUAUCGUGAAAGCAAAAGCUAUUGCUAUUCAAUCCAGUCCAAUAUCUAAGAAGAAAACGAAGAAAAGAGGUGCAGCUUCCGCCACUGCCGUCCCUCCUGUUUCUCAACCUCCCAUGAAGAAGCGCAAGAUUGACAAUGUUGCAUCAUCAACAGUAACAAAAGCACGUCUAGUCCAACAAAAGAUUUCCGAGGUAGAAAUGAUUGAUUUGAGUUGUGAGCCCAAUCAGAUGAAAGAACGACGCCCGGCUAAGAAGAUAAAUAUGUGCGAAGUUGUAUUCACCGAUUUGGUCCGCAAGACUGACGCUGCUGUGGCGAAAUCACCAUCAGCAAGAAAUGAACCCGCCUGGCCAGCCAAGAAGUCACGCAAGAUGGAACUGAUCGAUUUGACAUAAUCUUGCUCAAGGUGAUACGUUCCCCAUUUUGGUUUUAGUUAAUGUACUAUCAAUGGCUACAGAUUGGGAGGAAACCGUUACGUUUUCUUGGAAUAUAAAUCGACUAAUUUUUUAUGUAACAUGACUAAAACCAUGCUGAAAACUGCCUCCUGUAAAAGCAUUUCAAAUGUCAAUACAAAGAAUGUU
Daphnia pulicaria is the source of this 2613-nucleotide messenger RNA. RefSeq names its product exosome component 10-like. Gene Ontology annotation, molecular function: nucleic acid binding; nucleotide binding; 3'-5'-RNA exonuclease activity. Gene Ontology annotation, cellular component: nuclear exosome (RNase complex); nucleolus. Gene Ontology annotation, biological process: nuclear polyadenylation-dependent antisense transcript catabolic process; nuclear polyadenylation-dependent rRNA catabolic process; exonucleolytic trimming to generate mature 3'-end of 5.8S rRNA from tricistronic rRNA transcript (SSU-rRNA, 5.8S rRNA, LSU-rRNA). The transcript is spliced from 3 exons. The coding region runs from base 787 to 2427 and encodes 546 amino acids. The record is from RefSeq and is a predicted model, not a curated record. Lineage: Eukaryota; Metazoa; Arthropoda; Branchiopoda; Diplostraca; Daphniidae.